GUUAAAGUGACAGGCAUUAGACGAAUAGAGACUCACUGUCCUCUUUGAGUAAAGUGUGGUUUUCAGGCCAGUGGAUCCAUCAUCACGGGAAGAGCCUGCAGUAAAAGACACAUCAUGUCAAGCUCCUUUGACACCCUACAGUUUUGCUUCCCCUCUCACGGUGACGCAAUCCUCAGCAAAAUGAAGACACUCAGAGAGGAACACUGCUUCUGUGACAUCACGCUCCUCCUUGGGGAUCCACAAGGUGCCACUGUCCAGCCUCCAUACUUCCACGGUCACAGAGUGGUGCUUGCAGCCUCCUCGGACUUCCUACGUGACCAAUUCCUACUCCAUGAGGGCCAAACCGAGCUGAGCGUGGGUGUUGUUUCCAGUGUGGAGGUUGGUGAGAGACUUCUCCUGUCCUGCUACACUGGGCUCUUAGAGGUCCCUCUGAGGGAGCUGGUGAGAUACCUGACUGCCGCCAGUGCACUUCAGAUGAGCCAGGUGGUGGAGAAGUGUGCCCAGGCCAUUUCUCAGUAUCUCAGUCCCUCACUGGCUUUCUUGAAAUUGGAGAGACACAGUACCUGGCCAGGCUUCCAAAAUCAGGAGGAAAAGGAUGCAGCCAAGCCUGGCACCAGCAACCAGGAAGCGAGUACAGAGGACGGGGGAGCGGUUGUUUUCCAGUCGAGGGUCAGCCAAGGAGGUGAGGUGGAUGUCCAAGGACUGAGAGAGAACCACAAUGAAAGCGCAGGGGAGGAGCAAAGAAAAGAAGGAGAAAUGUUCCUGCUGGAACUGCAAGAUUAUGAAAAGCUGAUGGACUCAAAUCUAAUUCCCCUCUCUGCAGCACAUUUGCCAACGAGUGAUUGUUCAGGAGACGAGCUGACAGAAGAUGCACACAGCAUAUUGGUGCAGAGGCCGUACCUGUGCAGGAGGUGUGACAGGGUCUUCCAACACCUGGAGAGCUAUGUGGGCCACCUAAAGGAGCACAAACAGUACUUGUGUUUGGUCUGUGGCAAAGGCUUUUCUCAGAGGAGCAGCCUGACCUGUCACAUACGCAUCCACACUGGGGUCAAGCCUUUUCGCUGCCCGCUGUGUCACAAGACAUUUUCCAAAAAGGCCACGCUGCAAGACCACCUCAAUCUGACCACAGGGGAUAAACCCCAUAAGUGUAGAUACUGUGCUGUGCACUUUGCACAUAAGCCAGGCCUUAGGCGCCACCUAAAGGACAGUCAUGGUAAGAGCCUGCAGGACAUGCUUGAAGAGGCUGUGCACUGA
Molecule: messenger RNA, 1254 nt
Organism: Epinephelus fuscoguttatus (brown-marbled grouper)
Lineage: Eukaryota; Metazoa; Chordata; Actinopteri; Perciformes; Serranidae
Product: zinc finger and BTB domain-containing protein 26-like
Exons: 4
Coding region: 115-1254 (379 amino acids)
Biological process (GO): regulation of transcription by RNA polymerase II
Cellular component (GO): nucleus
Molecular function (GO): protein binding; RNA polymerase II cis-regulatory region sequence-specific DNA binding; DNA-binding transcription factor activity, RNA polymerase II-specific
Source: RefSeq, a predicted model, not a curated record